This is a messenger RNA of Trichosurus vulpecula (common brushtail), 2334 nucleotides long. It is a transcript of the gene ANKEF1, whose product is annotated as ankyrin repeat and EF-hand domain containing 1. The record is from RefSeq and is a predicted model, not a curated record. The transcript is spliced from 9 exons. Lineage: Eukaryota; Metazoa; Chordata; Mammalia; Diprotodontia; Phalangeridae. Gene Ontology annotation, molecular function: protein binding; calcium ion binding. Bases 1 to 2334 code for a protein of 777 amino acids.
AUGGCCUUAGCUGAUAAGAGACUUGAAAAUUUGCAGAUAUACAAAGUUCUUCAAUGUGUCCGGGAAAGAAAUAAGAAGCAGAUAGAGAAACUGACCAAGUUGGGAUACCCUGAACUUAUUAAUUUCACCGAGCCCACGAAUGGUGAUAGUGCCCUUCAUUUGGCCUCUGUCUCAAAUGAUGUUGAUAUGGUCAGCUUUCUCCUUGAUCUGGGAGCUCACCCUGACGUGCAAGAUCGAAUGGGCUGUACUCCAGCUAUGAGAGCCGCAGAGCUGGGCCAUGACUUAACUCUGGAAAAAUUGGCCAGAGCACAGGCUGACAUGACCAUAGUUGAUAAUGAAGGAAAAGGAAUUCUGUUUUAUUGCUUAUUGCCCACCAAAAGACACUAUCGCUGUGUUGUGAUUGCCCUGGAAAAUGGGGCAGAUGUCAACAAUUGUACAUUUGAUGGAAAGCCAAUAUUUCUUAGAGCUUGUGAAGAAGCACAUCAAAUUAAAGACGUGUGUAUGAGAUUUUUGGAAAAAGGAGCCAAUCCAAAUGCAAUCAAUUCGUCAACAGGUCGAACUGCAUUAAUGGAAGCUGCAAGAGAAGGAGAGAUAGAUGUGGUUCGAGGUAUACUUGAAAGAGGAGGAGAUGUUAAUGCUUAUGACAACGAGAGGCAACAUGCUUCACAUUUUGCUGCCAAAGGGGGCUAUUUUGAUAUAUUGAAGCUUAUUUCUGCUUAUAAUGGCGAUGUGGGGAUUAUCGCAAUGAAUGGAAAUACACCACUCCAUUAUGCUGCCAUGGGUGGUUUCGCAGAGUGCUGUAAAUUUAUAUCUCAACGAGGAUGUGACCUAAAAUGGAAGAACUUAGAUCACAAGACACCAAGAAAUGUUGCUAAAGAAGGUGGCUUCAAGGCAGCAUCCAAAGAAAUACGCAAAGCUGAGCGAAUUGACAAAAAACUAUCCAAGCCUGGAGUGCAUAAUCCAAAUCCACCCUGGGCAGUUAGAUUACAUGACUGGUCUUAUGAACAUGAAAAAGAAUUGCGAGAUGCCUUUGCUUCUGUGGAUCGUGGUGAUGGAACUUUAACUAAAGAGGAUUUUGUGAUGGUGCUUGAGGAAAUGCAAUCAUUAGCAAGCACAGAAGAGCUAGUUGCUCUCGCUCAGCGUCAUGAAAAGAGCCGAGGAGCAGGUGUUAACGUUAAUGAAUUCUUUAAAGGGACCAAAUAUUUGCAAAAGGCCUUUGUGCUGGGAUCCUAUGGACCCAAGAAAAAGAAGAAGGGAAAGGGCAGGAGGGGCAAGAAAGGCAAGUUUGUCCUUCCUCUUCCAGUCUGCUAUAUUCCUGACCAUGUAUUUCCACGCCGAAAGGAGGGUGGGCCACCUUACUAUAUGAUUGAAACUUACCACAACAUUACAGACUGCAAUAGAUUUAAUCGAGAUUUUCCACCCAGACAUCCCAUUCAGGAUGAUUCUUCCUGGUAUGUUGAUGACCCUGGAAAAAUGUACUGCAAUAUUAAUUACAUCACCAAAAGUGGAGAUUUGGCAUCCCUGAAAAAAGCAUUUGAAGCAGGAAUACCAGUAGAUAUGAAGGACAGCUUUUAUAAAACUCCAUUAAUGGCUGCAUGUGAAUGUGGAAACAUAGACGCUGUGAAAUUUCUUCUUGAAAGGGGGGCCAAUGUUAAUGAAACGGAUAAUUUCCUAUGGACUCCACUCCAUCAUGCAUGCCAUGCAGGUCAACAGGAUAUUGUUGAACUCCUUGUACAGAACGGAGCCAUUAUAGAUGCACCUUCAAUCAACAACUCAACACCUUUAAUGAGAGCCGUUGAAAGCUGUAGACUGGAUACUGUACAAUACUUAAUUGAAUUAGGUGCUAAAUUUCAGGCUACAAACAGAAAAGGACAUAAUGCUUUGGAUAUUGCCAAAGCCUAUGCUGACUACAAAAUAAUUGACUAUAUCCAAGAGAAGAUGGACCGUUUGCCAAAAGCAGUAGAAGGGAAAGGAAAGGGGAAACAAAAGCCACCUCCUAAACCUGCAACUCCAGUUGGUGAAGUUAAUAAAGAAGAGGAGCCACUUCCACCAGUUUAUGAUAUCCCACCCAUAAAGGAAGUAAAAGCACCCGUUAAGGAUAAUGUUGUUCACCUCAAUUCCCUGAUUACCAGUGGAUUUACAAAGAAAGUUAACAUCACAUUCAUACCACGGAAACUCUGGAGCCCUGAAGCUACAACUGCAGAAUUAGUCAAGAAAAGAGAAAUGCGGCGUGAGCGUUUCACUUAUGAGGUGGACUUUGAAGACUUCAUGAUGCCGUUUCAAAAGAACUUCACUGAAAAAGCUCGAGCCAUGGAAGCCUCUAUGGUUUCCUAA